Molecule: messenger RNA, 912 nt
Organism: Parnassius apollo (apollo)
Lineage: Eukaryota; Metazoa; Arthropoda; Insecta; Lepidoptera; Papilionidae
Source: the annotation of a GenBank genome assembly
AUGGCAAAUAAGUGCGGCGCCUGUGGUCGUUUUGCUUCUACAAUUGACUCGAUAAAGUGCGCAAGUUGCACUCAUUUAUUUCAUCGCAAAUGUGCUAGUAUUCCUAUUGACGGCCGAAUAUCAAAUAAAUGGCAAUGCAGCGGUUGUAAGGCAAAAAAUGUAUGUGCGAGUGGGGUGAACACAAUAGCUACGCCCAGUUCGUGUAGCUCGGGCGGCACGGACACAGAGUUCGGCGAUGCACAGCUUGGAUCCGACGAUGGAGGGCGCUGUGAAACUAAUGUCGACUUAGCAAACGAGCUAAAAUUAAUACGCGAGCAGUUGACUACUAUUGCCCGCGAAAUGGUAUCUUUUCGCCAGGAAAUCACUAACAUUAAUUCUAAUGUUAGUGAGAUAAGUAACAGGGUUAGCGACGUCGAGAAAAGGAUCGCAUGUCUUGAGCAGCAGGCAACGGACUUGCCGAAUCAACCCGGAGGGUCCAAGGUCGAAGAUAGCAUAGCGGAGUUAAAGUGUCGACUUAACGAGCGUGAUCAAGAAUUACUUUUAAACGAUCUGGAAAUAUCUGGAAGGCCAAGAUCUGAAAAUGAGGAAAAUGACCACAUAGGUGAAGAUCAUGAUCAGUCACAAGAUAAACAACCCCGUUCCACCGCGAGCACUGAAUCGGACCAAACAACCGAUAAUGCAAAGAAUUCAUCAAAAUCGGAAUUCAAAUCUCCACUUCCGAAAAAGAGAAAAUACGUCGCGAACCAGGACCCAAUGUUGCAAUCGGCAUUUGAUUUGCUGAAAUCGUCAGCUUCGGCUGCUAAAGCGGUAGCUACUGCUUCAACUGCACCCGCUACUGGAUUAGACCAGUAUCAGCUAUACGCUAAUUUUUGGCAGGCAAAUUUAGGUGUUAUUCCAAGCAAACCUACAUGA